Molecule: messenger RNA, 1643 nt
Organism: Pseudomyrmex gracilis
Lineage: Eukaryota; Metazoa; Arthropoda; Insecta; Hymenoptera; Formicidae
Gene: Efr
Product: UDP-xylose and UDP-N-acetylglucosamine transporter-like
Exons: 7
Coding region: 276-1283 (335 amino acids)
Biological process (GO): transmembrane transport
Cellular component (GO): Golgi membrane; endoplasmic reticulum membrane
Molecular function (GO): UDP-N-acetylglucosamine transmembrane transporter activity; UDP-xylose transmembrane transporter activity
Source: RefSeq, a predicted model, not a curated record
GGAGCGCACUAUCAGCGCUGUUCAGCAUCAUUCUGUCUUUAUUGCUCAUUAGAUGUAAAAGAAAAAUAGAAUUACGCAAUAGCGCUGAUAGUGUGCUCCCCGAACGCAGCCACACACAUUGCCGUGAUUAGGAUUCUGGGUUACUACGGUCACAACAAGACACAAGGAGAGAGGAUAUGAUGUGCAGUGGGGAGACUACAACCACGUGAUACACGGCCGUCUUUUCACAGUAGCGUGCCCCAUCUGUUGUCAAGACUCGUGCUCAAGGUGGCACAAUGCGGGCAACUAUCGCGAUCUUUUGCGUUUUCCUCGGCUGCUGCACCAACGUCGUCUUCUUAGAACUGCUUGUCAAAGAUGAUCCUGGCAGCGGAAACCUCAUCACAUUCGCACAGUUCCUAUUUAUAGCUAUCGAAGGAUUUCUGUUUACACACAAGUGUGGGACCGUUAAGCCAAAUAUAGGAAUAAAGGACUAUUUUGUUUUAGUUACAAUGUUCUUUGUCGCCAACGUGUGCAAUAAUUACGCGUUCGAUUUUAACAUUCCUAUGCCGUUGCACAUGAUCUUUAGAGCUGGUUCUCUCAUAGCUAACAUGAUUAUGGGUAUUAUUAUAUUGAAGAAAAUGUAUGCAUUUAGCAAGUACCUGUCAGUAUUUAUGAUUACUUCGGGUAUAGCGAUUUGCACAAUUGUCAGCGGAAAGGAGAUAAAGUCGCUGCGGCAAAAGAAUGCGGACCAGGUGCCCACAACGCCGUUGGAGGAUCUCUUCUGGUGGAGUUUAGGCAUAUCUCUGCUAACAAUUGCGUUAUUUGUGUCCGCCAGAAUGGGCAUCUAUCAGGAAACGCUGCACAAACGAUACGGCAAAAAUGCGCGAGAGGCAUUAUAUUAUACGCAUUUGUUGCCUCUGCCAUUCUUUUUAACAUUAGCACCCAAUAUUUACGAUCAUUGGAAGUUCGCGCUCGCAUCGGAAUCGUUGAAAUUGCCUCUGCUCGGCUUACACAUGCCAUCGUUGGUCGCGUAUUUGAUUGGGAAUAUUUUAACACAAUACAUGUGCAUCAGUUCUGUAUUCGUGUUGACCACAGAAUGCAGCUCCCUCACCGUCACGCUGGUAAUAACGCUGCGGAAGUUUCUGUCGCUAUUGUUCUCUAUAGUCUAUUUCAAGAAUCCAUUUACCAUAUAUCACUGGAUCGGCACACUGCUAGUCUUCGUGGGUACGAUUAUAUUCACGGAAGUGGUGCCAAAGAUCACGGAAAGCUUGCGAUCUGUAUCCAAGACGAAGAAAACGGAAUAAAAAUUUAAUGUAAACAUUGCGACAUAAAUAAAACGUUUACAUAUAUCAUCACGUUUGCAUAUAUGUUAAACGUAAACAAAAUGUUUACGUUUAACAAAUCAUAUGAUAUUCGAGAAAAUUUUCUCUUACGCGCUUUUGUUCGUCAAAAAACAAAUUGUCUUGAAUGCGUUUAAGACCGAAAUAGAAUAAAUGGUGCCGUCCGCGUUAUUUUGUACAAAUUUAUAAAGCUUUUUUUUUGUGAUAUAUUAAUUCUACCUCACAAUGUUAGAUUUACGUCAAUUCAAACGUGAAUUUCUGUUUGCUCGCAUGUAAAAUUGAUUGAGAAAUCAUUAAUAAAUGUAUAAAAAGAGUCAAUUUUAA